Molecule: messenger RNA, 2272 nt
Organism: Cyprinus carpio (common carp)
Lineage: Eukaryota; Metazoa; Chordata; Actinopteri; Cypriniformes; Cyprinidae
Product: calcium-binding protein 39-like
Biological process (GO): intracellular signal transduction
Molecular function (GO): protein serine/threonine kinase activator activity
Source: RefSeq, a predicted model, not a curated record
CUGAUCUAGUAAAGCGGCAGACGCUUGAAGUGUACGAGCAACAAACCAGCCGCAAACUACUCGCAGUUACUAACACAAGAAUCAUCUCCUUUUGGGGAGAUAAAUAGCAUGUUCGACAUAGUUUGAACUGGAUUAUUAACUCUAUAUUUAGCUGCGCACGAGUCGAUCUAGCUUACCUUUCUCCUCAUCGCUUGUGUGGAGUUUAAAGUGGACGUUUUGCGUGCGGUGAAUCAUUUCUGUUGUUCUUCAACGUCCAACGCACAUCCCAGCUGAAACCAUGCCAUUCCCUUUUGGGAAGUCUCAGAAGAGUCCUGCAGAGAUUGUGAAGAGUCUGAAGGAGAAUGUGGCAUACUUGGAGAAGCUGGAGUCCUCUGAAAGCAAGAAAUGUGAAAAGGUUGCAGAGGAAGUAUCAAAAAAUCUUGCGUCGUUGAAAGAGGUGCUGUGUGGCACUGGAGACAAGGAGCCUCAGACUGAGGCAGUGGCUCAACUGGCUCAAGAGCUCUACAACACCAACCUCCUCAUUUCCCUCAUAGCAAACCUACAGAGGAUUGAUUUCGAGGGAAAGAAGGAUGUGGUGCAUCUGUUUAGCAACAUAGUGCGUCGGCAGAUUGGCGCUCGCACCCCGACUGUGGAGUACAUCUCUUCCCACUCACAGAUCCUCUUUAUGCUGCUGAAAGGCUAUGAAACCCCAGAAGUGGCCCUUAACUGUGGCAUGAUGUUGAGGGAAUGUCUGCGUCAUGAACCUCUGGCCCGAAUCGUUCUGUUCUCUGAGGAGUUCUACUGCUUCUUUCGCUAUGUGGAGCUCUCUACUUUUGACAUUGCCUCUGAUGCCUUCUCCUCUUUUAAGGAUCUACUGACAAGACACAAGAUCAUGUGUGCAGAUUUCUUGGAGACAAAUUACGACAGAGUGUUCACAGAGUAUGAAAAGCUGCUGCAUUCUGAAAAUUAUGUCACCAAGCGGCAGUCUCUGAAGCUCUUAGGAGAACUAUUACUGGACAGACACAACUUCACAGUCAUGACCAAAUACAUCAGUCGAGCCGAGAACCUAAAGCUGAUGAUGAACAUGUUGAAAGACAACAGCCGCAACAUCCAGUUUGAAGCCUUCCAUGUCUUUAAGGUGUUUGUGGCUAACCCCAAUAAGACACAGCCUGUGCUGGACAUCCUCCUCAAGAAUCAGUCCAAGCUGGUGGACUUCCUGAGCCGCUUUCAAACGGACCGCUCUGAAGACGAGCAGUUCUGUGAUGAGAAGAACUAUCUCAUUAAGCAGAUCCGGGACCUCAAACGGCCUGCACCUGCAGAGGAGUCCUAAUGGGAAAACAUGGAGUGUAGAGCUUGGCUAGUGAUGUGGUUUGAUUAUGUGGAUGGGAGGAAAAAAAUAAGUCAAAGACAGAAAGAAAGGCUGGCAUCACUCGGAUUAAAUCUCUUUACAUCCAACUUCUGAAACAGGUAGAGAAAUGCUGUCAGGAUGUGCAAACAUAUGUCUGUCCCUUUACUUAGGGGCAAGCAGGUUUUUGCUGCAGGAGGAGCAAGUGGAACCCAAGCACUCCAUUUAAACCUAUAUACAGUACAUGUUUUAGCACUGCCCUUAAAAAGGAAGUACAGUUGAUUUACCUUUAGAUGGUAAAACGUAUAUUUAAAAAAUGCAUUCAAAUUGUUCAGAAUGAAAAGUAUAUUGAAAGCCUGCUCAGGCCUUUGUAACAUUUUUAAAAGUAAGAACGUGUAUAUUGGUACAGGUAUGGCUUUGCAUAUUUGCACUGAAUCUGGUAGCUUUGCUCCAGGUAGGCCAUUAGUGCCACUUCAUAAACCAAAUAUUAACGUUAGGUCAUAAAUACAGGACAUUAUGGGGCCUUCUUCUACACAAAUGAAUCAGGACAUUCUCACAUUUAAACUAGUCAAGGGACAUUAAAGCAUUUUAUAGUCUAAAAAAGCCAUGUGGUCAAGUGAAAUCUUACUAUAAAAAUAAAUAGUCUGUAGAGUUCAGUGGUCAUGUUGAAUGCUGCACUCAAUUUCCAUUUGAACUGGGUGCCUUAUUUAAGUAGCUUGGUCAUUCUGGGUCUUCUAUUACAUUUAUAUUUAUCUAUAACAAUGGAUUUGUAGUUUUUAUUCUGCUUUUGCUUGGGUUAACACCUUAGGAGGAUUAGUUUUAUUUAAACUAUUUAAAAAUAUGAAAUGAUAAAAAAAAAAAAUACUCAUUUAAAGUUUUCUCAGUUUAGAUGAACCAUGCAAUGCAUUUAGGGUUCAUAAAUUUGAGUACAUGGUACACAGUGCAUCU